This is a messenger RNA of Terrapene triunguis (Three-toed box turtle), 23332 nucleotides long. RefSeq names its product titin (gene TTN). The transcript is spliced from 48 exons. The coding region runs from base 212 to 19672 and encodes 6486 amino acids. The record is from RefSeq and is a predicted model, not a curated record. NCBI's taxonomy places the organism in Eukaryota, Metazoa, Chordata, Testudines, Emydidae.
CCAGCCUCGCCUCGGGUGUAGGGAUUGCAAAGAAAAGCAAAACUACACUGUCAAGACUGUGUAGUUUUGUUUUUAAUGAUUAGAGGCUCAACGAUUCUCAUAUUGGGAUUGUCUAAAAACUUACUCUGGAUAAGGACGUCGUUUACGAAACUUUCGCUGGGCUUAGCCCACUCCUUUUAGGCACUCUUGAGGAAUCAGAGUGCCUAUAAAGAUGACGACAAAAGCACCAACAUUUACGCAGCCGUUACAAAGUGUUGUGGCACUGGAGGGUAGUGCCGCAACCUUUGAGGCUCAUGUUAGUGGUUCCCCAGUUCCUGAGGUGAGCUGGUUUCGGGAUGGCCAGGUUAUCUCUGCUGCAACUCUGCCCGGCGUGCAGAUCUCCUUUAGCGAUGGCCGCGCUAAGCUCGUGAUCCCCGCCGUGACAGCAGACAACAGUGGAAGAUACAGUAUACAAGCCACCAAUAGAUCUGGGCAAGCAACUAGUACCGUUGAGCUACUUGUCACAGCUGAAACAGCACCACCAAACUUUACACAACGUCUACAGAGCAUGACAAUAAGGCAAGGAAAGCAAGUUCGACUUGAUGUUAGAGUGACUGGAAUCCCUACACCUGUGGUGAAGUUCUAUCGGGAUGGAGCAGAAAUUCAAAGCUCCCUCGAUUUUCAAAUUUCACAAGAAGGAGACCUAUACAGUUUAAUAAUUGCAGAAGCUUAUCCUGAAGACUCCGGAACCUAUUCAGUAAAUGCCACAAAUAGCGUGGGACGAGCUACUUCUACAGCCGAAUUGCUGGUUCAAGGCGAGGAAGAAGUAGUACCCGCUAAAAAGACAAAGACGAUUGUUUCGACUGCUCAGAUUUCGCAAACAAGACAAGCCAGAAUUGAAAAGAAAAUAGAAGCCCACUUUGAUGCUAGAUCACUUACAACUGUUGAAAUGUCCAUAGAGGGUGCCACAGGACAACAGCUCCCACACAAGGCACCUCCAAGAAUGCCUCCUAAACCUACAUCAAAAUCACCAACUCCACCAAUAAGUGCAGCAAAAGUACAGAUGGCACGACAGCAGUCACCAUCUCCCAUUAGACAGUCACUGUCACCUGUAAGACAUGUUAGAGCACCAACACCAUCACCAGUCAGGUCAGUAUCUCCUGCUGGAAGACUCUCCACUUCACCUAUUAGGCCUGUGAAAUCUCCAGCACUGAUCCGUAAAGCACAGGCAACAGUAGCCACUGCUGCUGAGGUUGUUCCUCCUUGGAAGCUGGAAGGUUAUGGCUCUGCAGCUGAGGCACGGAUGCAGGAAACUAGAGUAACUACAAGUGCUACCCAGAUAAGGACAGAAGAAAGAUGGGAAGGGAGAUAUGGUGUCCAAGACCAGAUGACCAUUAGUGGUGCUGCUGCUGGUGUCUCUGUUGCUGGUAUAGCUGCUGGUGCUAAAGAGGACACUGAUAAAACAGCAGCUGUUGCUACUGUAGUUGCUGCAGUUGACCUGGCUAGAGUGAGAGAACCAGUUCCAAGCCCUGUAGAGCAGGUUUCUAAAAGGACAGCAAUGACUGCGGUACACAUUCAACCUGUUCAGGAGCAGAUAAGAAAGGAAGCUAUGGUAGUAGUUACUACUGAUAAAUCCAAAGAACAGGAAAUAAUAUCAAGAACUAGAGAAGGAAUUGCUACCAAACAAGAAGUACACAUCACUCAUGAAAAGAUAAGAAAGGAACCAGAGAAAGCUCCUAUACCCAAGGUAAUAAUUGUUGCUGAUAAAGCCAAAGAACAAGAAAAAGUAUCAAGAGCUAGAGAAGAAAUUUCUACAAAACGAGAGCAAAUUCACAUCACUCAUGAAAAGAUGAGAAAGGAUGCUGUGAAACCUUCUGUGCCUAAGGUAGUAAUUACCACUGAUAAACCUAAAGCACCAGUCAGAAUAUCGAGAACUAGAGAAGAAGUUGCUACCAAACAAGAACAAGUACGAGUAACUGAUGAAAAGAUAAAAAAGGAAGCUGAAAAAAUUACUGUAGUUCCGACAGUAAUUGCUGCUGAUAAAUCCAAAGAACCAGUAACAAUACCAAGAGCCAGAGAAGGAAUUACUACCAAACAAGAACAAAUGCAUCUAAUUCGUGAUCAGAUUGGAGCUUACAAAAAGGCUGAAGCUGUAGCUACAGUUGUUGCUGCAGUUGAUCAUGCACGUGUUAGAGAGCCCUGGGAGCUAGAGCACACUGAAGAAGCCUAUGCUGAGCAGACAGCUUUGGAAUAUGGAUAUAAAGAGCGUACUAUGACAGGUCACAUUGUUGAGGUGCCAACCGAACGUCAUGUUGUCACCAAACCAGUACACGUUCCUUCUGAAACAAAAGUUUCCACCACUGAAAAAAUGGGAAUGCAUAUAUCAACACAGAUUAAAAGAACAGAAGAAACCAGAACUGAAAAAGCAGUCCUUGUGGAACACACACGUCCCCGGACAGCAAGUCCUCAUUUUACAGUUUCAAAAAUUACUGUUCCUAAACCAGAUCAUACUUAUGAGGUUUCAAUAGCAGGAUCUGCUAUGGCUACUCUGGAAAAAGAGUUAUCAACAACUUCUGUUCAAAAGAUCACCAGACCUGUGAAAUCACCACAAGUAAAGCCACCUGAAACCAGAGUGAUGGCAGAGAAGGUUGUCUCGCCACAAUUUCCCUUUGGAGAGGCAGCUGACGCCUAUAAGAGUCGUUAUGAUGUUCAGACCAAAAGAGACAUAAGUGUGAGCAUUACAGGUGGUGUGGUACGGGAAGAACACAUUGAAUUAAUGCAAGAAGGUGAAGCAAAGGUAACCGAAAUGGCUAGAGUUCCUGAGCCAGCAGAAGUCCCUGCUACCCCACCAACCUUAGUCUCAGGUCUGAAAAACAUGACUGUUAUUGAAGGCGAAUCUGUCACUUUGGAGUGCUACAUCUCUGGCCAUCCAGCCCCGACUGUGUCAUGGUACAGAGAAGACUAUCAGAUUGAGAGUUCCAUAGACUUCCAGAUUACCUUCAAAGCAGGAGUUGCUCGCCUUGUGAUUCGUGAAGCCUUUGCAGAAGACAGUGGAAGAUUUACUUGCACUGCUACCAAUGCAGCUGGAACUGUCAGCACUUCAUGCCACUUACAUGUACAGGUUUCUGAGGAGAUUGAGAGCCGAGAAGCAGUUUCUGUGAAGGCUGUCACAGAAGAGAAACGCUAUAUGGAGUCAAAAGAUGUGGUAAUGGUAGAUGCCACUAUUGCAGAACAAGAAGUGUUUGGAGAAGCUGCGGCUCCUUAUUUUAUAACCAAACCUGUAAUUCAGAAGUUAGUUGAAGGUGGAAGUGUCAUUUUUGAGUGCCAAAUUGGGGGCAACCCAAAGCCACACAUCUACUGGAAAAAAGCUGGGGUACCUCUUACUACUGGCUACAGACACAAAGUGAGUUACAAAAAAGAGACUGGGGAAUGCAGACUUGAAAUUUCGAUGACCUUUGCUGAUGACGCCGGAGAAUACACUAUUGUUAUUCGCAAUAAGCAUGGAGAAGCUUCUGCAUCAGCCUCUUUACUGGAAGAAGCUGAUUAUGAGGUCUACAUAAAAUCGCAACAAGAAAUGAUGUACCAAACUCAGGUGACUGCAUAUAUACAAGAACCUAAAGUGGCUGAGGUAGCCCCAGCUAUUUUAUAUGCUGACUAUGAAAAAGAAUAUGAAAAAGAACAAGCUCUAAUUAGGAAGAAAAUGGCAAAAGACACUGUGCAGAUCCGGACUUUUGUAGAUGAACAGGAAUUCCACAUUUCUUCCUUUGAAGAAAGACUUAUCAAAGAAAUUGAAUACAGAAUUAUUAAGACCACCCUAGAAGAACUCCUGGAGGAAGACAGAGAAGAGAUGGUCGUUGAUAUUCCUGAAUCUGAAACAGUUGAAGCAGGAUUUGAUUUAAGAUUAAAGAAUUAUAGAAUCUUUGAGGGAAUGACUGUUACUUUCCAUUGUAAGAUGACUGGAUAUCCAUUACCCAAGAUUGCGUGGUACAAGGAUGGUAAACGCAUUAAGCAUGGAGAGCGUUACCACAUGGAAGUUCUGCAAGAUGGCAGCGCUAGUCUACAUUUACCUGUUGUGUUGCCUGAAGAUGAAGGAAUUUAUACAGUCUUUGCCAGCAAUGUUAAAGGAAAUGCCAUUUGCUCUGCAAAGCUAUACAUUGAACCUGUUGCACCAGUUGGAGCUCCAGGUUAUAUGCCAGCACCAGAUGUUAUGAAAAGAUAUCGGUCUCUUUCUCCCCGUUCCCCAAGCCGUUCUCCAGCCCGUAGUUCUCCAUCUCGUUCUCCUGCCCGCAGACUAGAUGAAACUGAUGAAGGACAACUGGAGAGAUUGUAUAAGCCAGUUUUUGUGUUGAAACCUAGUUCCUUUAAAUGUGCAGAGGGGCAGACGGCGAGAUUUGACCUAAAAGUAGUUGGCAGACCCAUGCCAGAAACAUACUGGUUUCAUAAUGGUCAACAAGUUGUUAAUGACUAUACUCAUAAAAUAGUAGUUAAAGAAGAUGGCACACAGUCAAUGAUCAUUGUCCAUGCUAGUCCUGAUGAUUCUGGUGAAUGGACUGUCGUUGCUCAGAACAGGGCAGGCAAAGCUACGAUCGCUAUGACCUUGACAGUGGAAGCUCAAGAACAUCUAGUGAAACCACAUUUUGUAGAAAGGCUGAAGAAUGUUAGUGUCAAGGAAGGUACUAAACUGAAAAUGUCAGUGAAAGCUACUGGUAACCCUAAUCCUGACAUUGUAUGGUUGAAGAACAGCGAAAUCAUUGUACCUCAUAAAUACCCAAAGAUCAAAAUUGAGGGAACUAAAGGAGAAGCUGCACUUAAAAUUGAGUCCACUGUCAAGCAUGAUGCUGCAUGGUAUACUGCCACCGCUAUCAAUAAAGCGGGGCGCGACACUACACGGUGCAAGGUAAAUGUCGAAGUGGAAUUUUCAGAACCUGAACCAGAAAGGAAAUUAAUCAUUCCAAGGGGAACAUACAGAGCAAAGGAGAUUGCAGCACCUGAGCUUGAGCCUCUCCAUUUGCGUUAUGGUCAAGAGCAAUGGGAGGAGGGAGACCUUUAUGACAAAGAGAAACAACAAAAGCCAUUCUUUAAGAAGAAACUCACUUCACUGAGGCUCAAGUGCUUUGGACCAGCUCAUUUUGACUGCAGACUGACACCAAUUGGUGACCCCACUAUGGUGGUCGACUGGCUACAUGAUGGCAAGCCCCUGGAGGCAGCCAAUAGACUCCGUAUGAUUAAUGAAUUUGGAUACUGCAGUCUGGAUUAUGGAGUAGCCUAUCCUAGAGACAGUGGAGUGAUCACUUGCAGGGCAAGUAACAAAUAUGGUACUGACCACACAUCGGCAACCCUUAUAGUUAAAGAUGAGAAAAGCCUUGUGGAAGAAACUCAGUUGCCGGAAGGCAGGAAGGGACUGCAGCGAAUUGAAGAGAUGGAAAGAAUGGCCCAUGAGGGGGCCCUUGCUGGAGUGACAGAGGACCAAAAAGAGAAGCAAACGCCAGAAAUUGUUUUGGUCCCUGAGCCUGCCAGAGUUCUGGAGGGUGAAACUGCGCGGUUCCGCUGCCGUGUCACAGGCUAUCCACAGCCCAAAGUCAAUUGGUAUCUCAACGGGCAGCUCAUUCGUAAAAGCAAAAGGUUUAGACUCCGCUAUGAUGGUAUCUACUACCUGGACAUCGUGGACUGCAAAUCAUACGAUACAGGUGAAGUGAAGGUUACAGCAGAAAAUCCAGAGGGGGUAACGGAACAUAAAGUGAAACUUGAGAUCCAGCAGAGGGAAGAUUUCAGGUCUGUCCUUCGCCGGGCACCUGAACCCAGGCACGAGCCAGCAGCAACAGAGCCUGGCAAACUUCUCUUUGAAGUACAAAAGGUAGACAAGCCUGCUGAGACAACUACCAAAGAGGUGGUGAAGCUAAAAAGGGCUGAGAGAAUCACUCACGAGAAGCUAACGGAAGAGACUGAAGAGCUGCGCAGUAAAUUCAAGCGUAGGACAGAGGAGGGCUAUUAUGAAGCCAUUACUGCUGUGGAGCUUAAGUCUCGUAAAAAAGAUGAAUCAUAUGAAGAAAUGCUUAAAAAGACAAAAGAGGAACUUCUUCACUGGACCAAAGACUUAACCGAGGAACAGAAGAAAGUGCUUCUUGCUGAAGGCGAACUCACCAUUCCAGCUAUCAAACCAGAGAGGCUUGAGCUUAGUCCAAGUAUGGAGGCUCCUAAGAUACUUGAACGAAUUCAAAGCCAGACAGUAGCCCAAGGUAGUGAUGCACAUUUCCGUGUUAGAGUAGUAGGGAAACCAGACCCUGAAUGCCAAUGGUUCAGAAAUGGUGUACAGAUUGAGCGGUCUGAUCGGAUAUAUUGGUACUGGCCUGAAGAUAAUGUUUGUGAAUUGGUCAUCAGAGAUGUAACAGCUGAGGACUCUGCCAGCAUCAUGGUGAAAGCAAUCAAUAUAGCUGGUGAAACUUCAAGCCAUGCUUUCUUGCUAGUACAAGCCAAACAGUUAAUAAGUUUCACGCAAAAUUUACAAGAUGUUGUUGCUAAAGAGAGAGAUUCCAUGGCAACCUUUGAAUGUGAAACCUCAGAACCCUUUAUCAAAGUGAAAUGGUAUAAAAAUGGAAUAGAAAUUUUUUCUGGAGACAAAUACAGGAUGCACUCUGACAGAAAAGGUCACUUUCUUUCUGUGCUAAUGAUUGACAUGUUAGAUGCUGAGGACUACAGCUGUGCAUUGGUAGAAGAUGAAACUGUAAAAACAACUGCUAAGCUUAUUGUUGAAGGUGCCGUUAUUGAGUUUGUUAAAGAACUUGAGGAUAUUGAAGUCCCAGAGUCCUUCUCAGGCGAGCUUGAAUGUGAGAUUUCCCCUGAAGAUGUGGAGGGGAAAUGGUAUUGUGACGAUGUGGAGCUCACAUCCAAUAGUAAAUACAUGAUUACGUCCCGGCGUGGUCGCCAAAUUCUCACUGUUAAAGAUGUUAGUAAGGAAGACCAAGGAGAGUACAGCUUUGUUGUAGAUGGCAAAAAGACCAGUUGCAAACUGAAGAUGAAGCCUCGUCCUGUGACUAUUCUUCAAGGACUUACUGAUCAGAAAGUCUGUGAGGGUGAUAUUGUGCAACUUGAAGUUAAAGUCUCCCUAGAAAAUGUUGAAGGUGUCUGGAUGAAGGAUGGUAUUGAAAUUCAGCCAAAUGACCGUGUGCACGUUGUGCUGGACAAGCAGUCACAUAUGUUGUUAGUUGAAGAUGUAACAAAGGAAGAUAGUGGAAAUUACUCCUUUAAUAUUCCCAAUCUUUUUCUUUCAACCACUGGACGAGUCUCUGUUUAUAGUGUAGACAUAGUGGUUCCACUAAAAGAUGUUCACACUAUUGAAGGAACAAAAGCUGUCUUUGAAUGCAAAGUUUCAGUCCCUGAUGUGUCUUCAUCCAAAUGGUACCUAAACGAUCAACAGAUAAAGCCUGAUGACCGUAUACAAGCUGUCUGCAAAGGCACUAAACAAAGGCUAGUGCUUACCAGGACCUAUGCAUCAGAUGAAGGACAAUACAAAUUGAUGGUUGGCAAAGUUGAAACCAAUUGCAAUCUUACAGUAGAAAAAAUUCAGAUUAUUAGAGGCCUUCAUGACAUCACAUGCACUGAAACUCAGAAUGUAUCCUUUGAGGUUGAGCUAUCUCAUGCAGGUAUUGAUGUUUUAUGGCACUUCAAAGACCAAGAGCUCAAGCCUAGUCCUAAAUACAAAAUCGAAGCACGUGGCAAAAUAUAUAAAUUGACAGUGGUCAACAUGAUGAAAGAUGAUGAAGGUGAAUACACAUUUUACGCUGGAGAAAAGAAAACAUCUGGGAAGCUUAUAGUAGCAGGUGGUGCCAUUGCAAAGCCUCUCACAGAUCUAACAGUGGCUGAAUCCCAAGAAGCUGUUUUUGAAUGUGAGGUGGCAAAUCCUGAUUCUGAUGGCCAGUGGUUGAAGGAUGGUAAACCAUUAUCUAUGACCGAUCACCUCCGAAGCGAAUCAGAUGGUUUAAAGAGGAGACUUAAUAUUCCAGUCACCAAGCUAGAUGAUAUGGGUGAAUAUACCUACAAAGUGGCAUCCUCAAAAACAUCUGCCAAAUUGAAGGUUGAAGCUGUUAAAAUAAAGAAGACACUAAAGAACCUAACUGUAACAGAAACACAAGAUGCAGUUUUUUCUGUGGAACUUACCCAUCCUGAUGUUAAAGGAGUUCAGUGGAUCAAAAACGGCAUUGAACUUAAAUCAGAUGACAAAUAUGAGAUUACAGUGAAGGGAACUGUUUACACACUGCAAGUGAAAAAUUGUGUUAUCACUGAUGAGUCCAUUUACAAUUUUAAGCUUGGAAGGUUAGGUGCCAGUGCCAGACUCCACGUUGAAACUGUUAAGAUAAUCAAAAAGCCAAAGGAUGUGACUGCUUUGGAAAAUGCCACUGUUUCCUUUGAAUUGAGUGUUUCCCAUGAUACCAUACCGAUCAAAUGGUUCCACAAAAAUGUUGAGAUUAAGUCAAGUGACAAGUACAGUAUGAUCUCUCAAAGGAAAGUUCACAAGCUGAUGUUGCAGAAUAUAUCUCCCUCUGAUGCUGGAGAAUACACAGCUGUAGUAGGACGACUGGAGUGCAAAGCAAAGCUGUUUGUGGAAACCGUACAUAUUACAAAGACCAUGAAAAAUAUUGAGGUUCCUGAGACCAAAACUGCCUCCUUUCAGUGUGAAGUAUCUCAUUUCAAUGUACCUGCUGUAUGGCUAAAAAAUGGUGUGGAAAUUGAAAUGAGUCAAAAGUUUAAAAUAGUGGUUCAGGGGAAACUCCAUCAGCUCAAUAUCAUUAACACAAGCAGUGAAGAUUCUGCAGAAUAUACAUUUGUCUGUGGGAAUGACAGAGUCAGUGCAACUCUGACAGUGAACCCUAUCUUGAUUACAUCCAUGCUGAAAGACAUCAAUGCUGAAGAGAAAGAUACAAUAACAUUUGAAGUAACUGUCAACUACGAAGGCAUCACAUACAAGUGGUUAAAGAAUGGGGUGGAGAUAAAAUCAACUGACAGGUGCCAGAUAAGAACUAAAAAGCUUACACAUUCUCUUGCCAUAAGGAAUGUCCACUUUGGUGAUGCUGCAGAAUACAGUUUUGUUGCUGGGAAAGCUGUUUCAUCAGCCACUUUAUAUGUGGAAGCUCGUCACAUUGAAUUUAGGAAGCACAUUAAAGACAUUAAGGUUGUAGAGAAGAAACGAGCCAUUUUUGAAUGUGAAAUCUCAGAACCUGACAUUUCAGUGCAGUGGAUGAAGGAUGGCCAGGAACUCCAGCUUGGUGACAGAGUGAAAGUUCAGAGGGAGAGAUUUGUCCAUCGCCUCCUCAUUCCUUCCACAAAGAUGUCUGAUGCUGGACAGUACACUGUAGUAGCAGGAGGAAACAUGUCCAGUGCUAACUUAGUUGUGGAAGGUCGUGAUAUUCGUAUCAGAAGUGUGCAUAAAGAUGUUCAGGUCAUUGAAAGACAACGAGCUGUAGUUGAAUUUGAAGUCAACGAAGAUGAUGUUGAUGCUCGCUGGUAUAAGGAUGGCAUUGAGAUCAAUUUCCAGAUUGAGGAAAGAUAUCGAUAUGUUGUGGAAAGACGAAUCCACCAGAUGAGCAUCACUGAAACAAGAUACAGAGAUGCUGGGGAAUACACCUUUGUAGCAGGAAGAAACAGAAGCUCUAUUAUUCUCUAUGUUAAUGCUCCAGAGCCACCCCAUAUUAUUCAGGAGCUUCAGCCCACCACCGUGGAAUCUGGUAAACCUGCCCGCUUUUGUGCUAUAAUAUCAGGUAGACCCCAGCCCAAAAUUUCCUGGUAUAAAGAUGAGCAGCAGCUUUCUGCAGGCUUUAAAUGCAAGUUUCUUCAUGACGCACAAGAAUACACUCUAUUGUUGAUUGAGACUUUCCCUGAAGAUGCAGCAGUUUACACAUGUGAAGCAAAGAAUGACUAUGGAGCUGCCACUACUUCAGCUUCACUUUCAGUGGAAGUCCCGGAAGUUGUUUCUCCUGAUCUAGAAGUGCCAGUUUAUCCACCUACUCUUAUAACACCACUUCGAGAUGUUGUUACUUCUGAGGGACAAUCUGCUUGUUUUCAGUGCAGAGUUACAGGGACAGAUCUGAAAAUCUCUUGGUAUUGUAAAGAUAAGGAGAUCAAGCCAUCCCGUUUCUUUAGAAUGACUCAUUUUGAAGACACUUGCCAGCUGGAGAUUUCAGAAGCCUAUCCAGAAGAUGAAGGAAUUUAUACAUUUGUUGCUAGUAAUUCUAUAGGCCAAGUGACAAGUACUGCUAACUUGAAGUUGGAAGGAUUUAAAAAGGUUGAAGAAGUUACAUCAAAGUCCCAAUGGCAUGUUUCUUCAUCAGUUUCACUUAAGAAGGAGCCUGUUGGCCAAAGGCCCACCUUUAUCCAGCCUAUUUCAAGCUGCAGGGUAUGCAGCGGGGAAUCAGUCAGAUUUCAAGCCAGGGUCUCUGGCAGGCCAAAACCAGAAAUCCAAUGGUUUCAUAACCUACAGCCAAUGUUGCCAACAAAAGAUAUAGUUUUCCAUUUUGAUGAGUCUACAGGCACAGCUAUGCUGAUAAUAGUAGAUGCUUUUUUAGAGCACGCUGGCCAAUACUCUUGCAAAGCAGGAAAUAGUGCUGGAGAAGCAACUUGCACAGCUACACUUACAGUGACUGCCGAAGUGCAAGCCAUAGAUAGGCAAAGUUCUGGGAAAGAUGUAAAAGAGUCUAUCCAGUCACAGGCAAUAUCAGAAGUUCAUGUUGCUUCCCCUUUCGCAAAGAAGGAGACACAGGCUUAUAAAAAAGAAAUUAAAACAGUGCAAGAACCAUCGUACCAACUUGGUGUGCAGGUUUUGGAAACUCUAUCAGAAAGUUUAACCAUGAAAGCUACAUCAGUGAAAGAAACAGAAACCUUCCAUACAACAGUCCUUUCACAAACAUCACAAAGCACAAUGAAAGUAUCCGCUGCUGCUGUUCAGGAAAUGAGAGAGGCUUCCCCAAAUAUUCUCCUGAAACUCCGUGACCAAACUGUGAAAUUUGGCGAUACCGCGCAGUUCAUUUGUGCUUUAGAAAGCGAACACUUUUUAGAGGUUCUGUGGACCCAUGAAGGUGAAAGGAUAAAAGAGUCCAAACGAGUGAAGCUAUCACAAAAUGGAACUGUCCUAUUACUCACAAUUAUAAAUGUCCAACUGUUAGAUCAAGGACUGUACAGAUGCACUGUGCAUAAUGAUCAUGGAGAGACGACAACCGCUGCUGUACUAACAGUAGAAGCUAAAGAAGCACACGCCAAAGCAGUAACAAAAAUUACGCUUGACUCAGAUACUAAAAGCACUAAAACAGUCAAAGAGUCUCAGAUUCAAACAACCUCCGAAGUUAAGGAAGAGUCUUCAAAGGAAACAUCAAGCAUGUUAAUCACUUCAGCUCAAAGAUCACAAGGAACUGAAAAACAAAGGAACGGAGACUACUACCCUGAUGUCGUGCCAUGCGAAGAGAUCAUAGAAACUGGUGCCAAAGUACCAGUAUUUCUUGAAACUCUGCUCCCAGAAACUAUUGUAAAAGAAGGAGAUGAUGUGUCACUCUUUUGUGUAAUAAAGGGUGUGCCUACUCCUUGUGUGAUUUGGCUGUACAAUCAGCUAAUAGUUGAGGAGUCUGCAUUAUGUUCCUUAAAACACGAUGGGCCACUGUGCAGUUUAAAAUUACUGAAAGUUGUUCAGGAUCAGAGGGGUAUAUACAAGUGCAGAAUAGUUAACUCUGCAGGACAAGCCGAGUGCAGCACUCAUCUGAGAGUGACAGCUCCAGAAAAAGUUAUUCAAGAGAAGAUAGAAAAACAGAUUGAAAUGGAAGUGAAAGAACUGUUCUUCGGGGAAGAGCCUGGAUGUCCUGAAAAGCGAAGCGAGAUGCGAGACGCUUUCUCCGAUUCUGAAGACUACUUAGACCAUGGAUUUGUGUCUGUGCAGAGAUGUGCAAGUAGAACCUCGUCUAUAAGUUCUUGGUCUGAGACUCUUAAACCUUCUUUCACUCAAAAGCUGAAGUUUAGAUCGGUUUUAGAGGGGGAUCCCGCAGUUUUCCAAUGUAAACUCGUUGCCUGUCCAACCCCCGCAAUUACAUGGUUUCAUAAUAAUAGGCCUAUCCCUAAAGAGCUGCGUAGAAUAAUAAAGAUGGAGAGUGAUAUGCAUAUCCACAGCUCCAGCCUAGAGGUUAGAGAUGUUCGGGAGAGGGAUUCUGGGAGCUACAAAGUGUUUGCCAUUAACAGUGAGGGUUCAGCUGAGUCAACCGCUUCGCUGCUAGUUGCACAGAGAGAGGAGCAAAAUGCAAAAUAUUUAGAUUUCCUGAGAAAGUCCAAACGAACCCAUGAGAGUAUUGAAUGUCUGGUUCAGAAGAGGAAAGAAGGUAGGCUGAAGGUUUACCUGCGGUGCAUUGGCUCUCCUUUCGAUAAAAGGCAGGAGACUGAAAAGAUGUUAAGAGACUUGCCCCCUGCAAAGGGGAUGGUGCGAACCAUAAGCUUUCCAAAACUCCCCGUGUUAAGGGGACAGGAGUUCGUGUACGAUAAAGAACAGGUAGGUAGCAAACGCACCUCAAGGCACAAGGAUCAUGGAAGUGAUGCUCUGCUUGAUGAGGAAAUAAAAAUUAAGCUGCAACGACUGCGGGAGGCCAAAAGAACCAUGCUGGAAAAGAAGAAACUGAGCUUGUCACAGACAGAGACCGAGACAGAGUCACGCCUUGAAUCAGUGCGAACCAGAGAUUUUAGAGAUGGUAAAGACCGAGGGACCCCUCCAGUCCAUUGGGCCAUUGAGAGUGAGGCGAUACGCUCUGACUUCCAGACAAUAAAACCAAUCCAUACAUGCACCUCUUCACCCAAAAUGCCAUGCGGUGAGGAGGGUGCCGCGCACCAUCCUAAACCAGAGCCUGUUAAGAUACCGGAGGACUUUCACCUGCGAAUGGAACGAAUACUGGGGCUUUCCAAACCCUCCCAGAGUCCUCGGGACUUUCCUGGAGGAAGCAUCGCGGCGGAAACAUUCCAAACAAAAUCACUAAUAACACUGAAAGAACCAACGAGAGAGCAGUUUCGGGGAGACCCUCCAUUAGAGCAACCAGAGCCAAUUGCCAAAGCUACCUCCAUCGACCAUAGUUAUACACACAAGGAGCCACAGGACUCAAGGAUAGAUACCAAGCCAAAAGAACAGCUGGAGGAGUUCCAAGCAAUGACAGCCAAGAAGAAAAGCCCGGAAUCUAUAAUCUAUGUGCUUCUCUGCGAUGGAUUAAGCGAAACUACGAAAUUGGAGAAUGUGAUGUCCGAGACAAUCACAAUAAACAUCAAUGAGCCUGUUGAUACUUUUGAAAGCAUCCAAUCAGAAAAGGGUGAAGAAAAUGCAAUGUUAGUACUGGAAGACUCGGCAGAAAUCAGAGAGUCUGCAUUGGUAGAAGUCUGUGAAAUAAAGGAAAAGCCUGCCAGGUCAGAGAGCCCCAUUCUAAAGCUUCUGGAACCUGCCCCCCCGUUUUUUGUUCAUGAAAUUGAAUCUCAGGAAGCAAAGGAAGGAGAGAGUUGCAUAUUUGGCUGUCAUUUCCGUGGCCAUCCGCAACCUAUUGUCACUUGGUAUAACAAUGACAAACCCAUAUCACGUAACCAGGACUAUGCCAUUCACACGACAGAGAGCCGGUCUACCUUGACUUUCCGGUCUGUUUUCCCUCCGCAUGAAGGAUCCAUCACCUGCGUGAUAUUUAAUGAAUACGGAACUGCCACAACAUCAGGCAUGCUCAAAGUGAAGAUUAAAGAGAGGAUUGAGGCUGAACCAUUCACCACCGAUGAAGUUGAACUAUUAAAGGAUUACACAGAAGAGGAAGAAGAACUUAGUUUUCUGUUUGACAAAAUGAAAGAAAAUCAACCAGCUUUCAGUAGUGAAAGUAAAGCCACCCUUUACUUUCCUCAGGGUAACCUGCCCACACCUUGUGUUUCUGACUCAGACCUGCUUUCAUUUCCUGUGGAAAUCAAAAUAAUUGCUCCUACUCCGACUCCAGAACAAGAUGAAGAACUGAAGGAAAUAGUUCAUCCUGUUGAAUUUGUACCUGAACCAUCACCUCAGGACCAAGUUUCUCAGACAAUAAAACAUAAAUUUAAAUUUUCCUUUGAUGUGGUAAAUGAACCACCAAAAAUUGUGAAAGAAACACAAAAAUAUAUUAAUUGUAGAGAAGGGGAUUCUGUCGUACUGGAGUGCUCAAUAUCUGGUGAACCUCAACCGAUUGUAACCUGGUUUCGAAAUGGCAAAAUAUUAACUCCUACUGAGAAGUUUCAGUUUGUGGAGGAAGAGGAUGGUAGUUACAGGUUACAUAUUGGUGAAGUUUCUGUGUCAGAUGCUGGCACAUACAAAUGUGUUGCUGAGAACACAGCAGGAGUAAUAGAAACUGUUUCCAAUCUUACAGUAGAGUCUGGUGUGCAGAGCUUUUAUAGUCAUGUAGAACAAAUUAGUGAUGUUGAAGAAGAAACUGCUCUAGGUCAGAGUGUACAAAUCCAGGAAGAGGUUGCAAAGGAACUUUUGCACAAUCUUUAUGCAUCCUCAGUUGGAUAUACUGCUGGCAAGUUUAAUGAUGGAGAGUAUUCCGCAAGUCAAUAUUUUCAUAACCUCAGUACACUGAGGCAGGGAGAGCUCAUGGAAAAGGAACAACAUACAUCCUCCAACGAAACAGAAUCCAAACUCCCGAGAUUUAUGUGUGACGUUAGAAAGUCUAUACUUACUGAGGAUCAGCCAAUAACUGAAACCCCAGGCUUCCAGCAGCAGAUUGAAAAAGAAGAGACGGUAAAUGUUAGUGAACAAGUAGAGUCGAAGAUAGAAGAAGCCAAGACAUUCACUUUUGUUGGCGAUUUAAGCCAGGUUUCACACCCUGAAGAACCAUCAAUAUCUGAAAACCCAGAUUUCCAGCUCUCGAUUCUAAAAGAAGAGAAAAUAAAUGUGAGUGAACAAGUGAAGUCAAAGAUAGAAGAAGCUAACGUACCUGCUUCUGUUGAUGAUUUAAGCCAGGUUCCACUACCUGAAGAACCGUUAAUAUCGGAAAGCCCAGAUUUUCAGCACCAGACUGAGAAAGAAGAGAUGAUAAAAGUGAAUGAACAAGUAGAGUCAAAGAUAGAAGCCAAAAUAUUUGCUUUUGUUAGCAAUUUAAACCAGGUUCCACACACUGAGGAUGAGCCAAUAAUUGAAAGCCCAGACUUCCAGCUCCGGAGUGAACUAGAAGAGAAAAUAAACGUGGGCGAACAAGUGAAGUCAAAGAUAAAAGAAGCUGAAGUACUCGCUUCUCUUGGAGAUCUCAACCAGCUUCCACUCUCUGAAGAACUAAGAGAUCAGCCUGAUAAAACAGACGAAAUAAAAACGGAAAUUACAACCACAGAGUUUACAUCAAAGUUCAAUCAAAAGAUCAUUGGAAGCCAUAGCGAGAAGGCUACAUAUAGUAAUAUAGAAAUUCCUGCAAGUCAGGAUACAGAUGGUGAAGUAAAGAGUGUGAAGGGUAAAGAUGCUGCUUUUGAGAAGAAGCAGUACUUGAAAAAAACAGUUCCCGAAGAAUAUAACUUUAGCAAUGCUGUUACUGAUCUGCCCCAUCUUGAUAGCGGAAACACGCCAAGCAAAUCUUUUAGUGACGGUAAUGAAAUGGAAGUCAAGGGCGCAGGGCAUUUUUCAGAGAAAUUAGAGCCCGAGCAAGAGAGUCCUGCUCAUGAGCGAACUCUCGGUACACCACCUGUGGCACUUUCUUUCAGUGACAAUUUAGAUGCACCAUUUACAAAUGUAAAUGAUCAAAUCCAUGUCUUUGAGCAGGAGCUGAGUGCAAAGAGGAAUGAAUUUGAGGAUCAUAGUUUUUUCAGUCCUAUAUCCAAGAAGGUACAAGAAGAUAGAGAUCUGUAUGAAAAGUACAUAUGUGACACCAACUUAAAUAGGACAUUUCAAGAUUCAACUACCAUAGAAGAGAAAGAUGAGCCCUAUUCGCAUGCGAUAAGUGAUGAAUUCAAAGGUACCCCUGAAUUAGAACAACUUGGUUUUUAUGAUCCAAAUAAAGUAAUUCAGCAAGAAGAACACAUAGGGCAACAAGAAAGAACUAUAGAAGGAAAUGAACAAGAUUACAGAAGCUUUGCAUAUGGCAUAGAGGAAAAUGUCUUUCUUCAUGAUAAAAAAUUAUCUGACGUUGGAGAGACAGAACAGAAGGAAACCUGUCACAAGGAACAAACAUUAGGAAAAAUAGAACCUGAAACAUACAACAUUUUAUUUGAUUUAAAACAUGCUCCUUCAGUUAUAGAAAAUGUAGAUCCGAAUUUUCAAGAACAAAUUAGGAGGCAACAAGAAGAAACACAUUUAAAAGGUCAAUACCCAGCCUCUGAACCUGAUACAGCCAAUAUUGUAUUUGAUUUGAAACAAGUUUACUCUGCUAUAGAAAAUCUUGGUCAAGAACAAGAGAGGCUGCUGCAGAAUGAAAUAUAUUUCAAAGAUCAACAUUCUGCUUCUGAACGAAUGGAACCCGAUACACACCACAUGGAAGAAAAUGUACAGAAAACCACAUCACCUACAGGACAAGGAAUUGAUUCCUGUCAAGAGUUUUCCAAAGAGAGUGAAGCUAUAAGCGAAAAAGAUAAUUCUCAAGAAGACACCUUAUCUCUAGAAAAAGUAGAACCCCAAAUCCAGGGAUUAGCACUUAAUCUAAAACAGCAUGCAAUGAUUUUCUCAGAAGAAUUCGUUUCCAAAGAGACUGGCAGCAUAUCACCGGAAGAAAUGUGUUCCUUAAACCAAGUGUCAUCUCCCGAGAUCGUGGAAACAGAAACGGAAAGCUUCAUAAACCAUCUACAAAUAAAUGACGCACUUGUAGAAGAAAUUUCUUUAAGUGAAGAACUUCGUCAUAAUUACAAGAUGCAACUGGAGGGAGUUUACGUCCAAGAACGGACUCUCUCAACAGAAAUUGGAGUGUCUGAAAUGCAAAUAUUUAAAAGUGACCUAGCUGACAUUCCUCUUUCUACUGAACAGGGAUCGCCUGCAAAAGGAAUUGAUGAAUCUGAGAAAAAUGUUUGUGUGGAAGAAUCAUUUAAGGAACAAAUUAAAGACUUGAUAUUGGAGCAGACUGCGCCUAGUCCUUCAGCAGAAUCCAAAAUGUCGGUAAGUCAAUAUUUUCAAAAUGUAGUGCAAGAAACAGAUGUUUCUGAGGGUGUGGAAUCUCUAGAGACAAUAGACCCCAAAGCAGACAACUUCAUAACAGACUUGAAAAAAGCUGCAAAGGAGAAAGAACCCACCGCAUGUAAACUGGAGCAAGAACAAAGACAAGUUCUUCAGGUAGAGCAAGCCACAAUGAAAGAAAUAAGUAGGUCUACUUUUAAUGGAAGUAAAACUGAAACUGUGUGUUAUACCAAAGGAAUUCCCGAAGACCAUCAUGCUAUUCAGCGGGAAUCAGAUACACAGGACAGGGACAUUUCUUUUGCACAGUUCCUUCGUUCGUUAAGAAAUGAAGAAUCCAUAGUCCAGGAAAGGCAAUCAAGAGAAGAAUUAAUUGCCUCGGAGAAACAAGAGUGUAAUUUAGAAGAUCAGCUUGAAAAUGAAAUUUCAUUUCAGACUAAAGACGUUGUAAAUGCUGCUGGGGGAAAUCUGGAUGAAAGGGGCCGAUCACAAGACGUUUUGCAAUGUCAAGAGCUGAACGCUGCUCAAGUUUCAGAACCUGAACCAUGCGUGUCUCUCUCAACGUAUUUACUCUCAGCCGGACAGCAGGAGAUCCCAGAUGUCAAAGAUCCCAUUUUCCAGGCCUUUGACCGGAAGGAAUGUAUCACUUCUCUGGAAGUCGAAGACGUCACUUUCAGCACCGUUUACGACUAUUAUAAUCAGCAGCAGGAGCUGACCCGUCCACUCUCUCCUGAAUCCGAAAUGUCAAUAGAAAUUGCUAGCACAAGCGGGGAUGAACUGACAGAAUCUGAGCGAUUCUAUACACCACCAUCGUCAGUUGAGAAUUUCGAAUCUCCCAUGUCUUUUGAAUCUUACCACACUCCAGCUGGCACUCCCGAACGGUACUCAACACCUUCCGAGGAACCAUCCUUCAACAGGAAGUCCCCUUCAGAUUUGGAAAGGGACGGCACGCCACAAGAGUGCUACACAACCCCCACCAGUGACUAUCCUGAACCCAGAACAUUACGUUCUCCUUUCCAAGACAGGAGGUCGCCUUACGAAGAGCAGCGCUCAGAGAUGUUUGGCACACCUUGUGAAGCAGUGGAACCAAAGGGAAAUGAAAUGCCUCCAGCAUUUAUCAAACCCUUGCCCAAGAGGAAGGUCUAUGAAAACAGUCCAUUGGGUUUUAUUGCUGAAGUUAUAGGCUUUCCUGUUCCUGAUGUGAAAUGGUAUCGAAAUAAGUCGUUGCUUGAACCAGAUCAAAGAGUCAGAAUAGAAAAGGAGGGUGAUAUAUGUAUUUUGGAAAUCCAUAAUGUUCAGAAAUCGGAAGAAGGAGAAUAUAUAUGCCAUGCAGUAAACAUCAUAGGGGAAGCUAAAAGUAUCACCCAAGUAGAAGUUUUGCCUCAAGAUGGAAGGUCCUUGGCCUUACCUCCUCCAGUAACACAUCAGCAUGUUAUAGAGUUUGACUUGGAACAAAAUAAAACUUCAAGGUCACCUUCUCCUCAGGAAAUACUUCUGGAAGUAGAGUUGGACGAAAAUGAGGUUACGGAAUUCGAGAAGCAGGUAAAAAUAGUCACAAUUCCUGAAUUUACAACGGACAACAAAAGUAUGAUUGUUUUUCUUGAUGUCCUCCCUUUUGCUCUGGUGAAGCAAACCACUGGCUUGACUGCAAAAGGAGAUGAAGACGUGAAAAUUGACUUUGAAGUCACUGAAAUGCCCCCGCGCUUUACCACUCCCCUUUUUGAUUUGGAAAUUCUAGAAAAUUCAGAGGCAGUGUUUGAAUGUACAGUGACAGGUUCCCCUACUCCCCAAGUACAGUGGUUUAAAGAAAAUACCUGCAUUACCGCAGAUGGCGGGAGCUACAUUGUGACUGAUGAGAAAGGAAAUCAUAGUCUUAAAAUUCAGAAUGUAGGUCAUUCUGAUAGUGGCACAUAUCGGUGCAAAGCAGCGAAUAGUGUAGGAGAAGCUAUAUGCAAAAGCUCUCUAGUUGUGCUAGAUUCACAGAGAGCCCUUGCUAGCAGGAGUGGGGAUGGAAUGACUGAUAUAGUUUUAGGCAAGGCUAUGGGUAGGCCACAGAAGUUUGAUUUGCUUGUAGACAGUACUCUUCCAAAUGGCAACCAGACCGAAAUAGAGCUGGAGUUUGAAUUUGAGCGCGACACGGAUGAUUCUCAGAAAGCUGUCAAGUUGGUAGCUGUCACAGAACAAGAGUGUGAAGAGGAAGGGGAGAAAUGUGUCAAUAUUAAUUUUGAUGUAUUCGCUGGGCCAUCCAAAGAAGAGAAGAUAGAAUUUAAAGCGGAGAGCUCAGAUAGUUGUUCCUUUGAAUUCCAAGUCACAGAAGCCCCUCCAAAGUUUAUCAAACAUAUUUUUGACUGCACUUCGUCAGUAGGUACCUCUGCGUGUUUCCAGUGCCUUGUAGUUGGCGCUCCAAACCCGAGUAUCAGUUGGUACAAAGAUGGGAUACUGCUUGAAGGGAAUAGGUACUGUAUGGAGGAAAAGCAGAUGGGCUAUCAUAACCUAAUUAUUGGAAAUUUAAUCCAAAACGAUGAAGGGGAAUACAGAUGUGUAGCUGCAAACAGGGCAGGAACUGCUGAUACAAGCGCUGUGUUAAACAUAUGCUGAAUUUCCAAGUUUGAUUUCAAAAUACAUGUUUGGAUUAAGCACACAAUAGGUUUGCAUUGUCCCUAAAUUCUGUUUGUAAACAUGUAGCAUUCACUUUAGGUGCUUCCUAUAUUUUAAUGCUCAUUGAGAAGUGAAAUUCACAAUUGGCAGGCACCCCUCAAGUCCCACAUGCCCUAUUUUAGGAACGUGAGAGAGUUACGCGGUGCAAAAGGCUUGUGCAGGCAUUCUGCACGGGAAUGAGUUUAAUUCCUUGCGCAUUCUGCUAACGGUACCCUUUUUAUCGUUGUUAUUCACGUACGUAGAACUCCUUUGUCUGUUUCCUAUACGUGUAUAUAUACUUGUGUUAUUUAAAAGUGCAAUCAUCUCUGUGUUAAAAGGGCCUAGCAACCAUCUUGAAAUAUGAAAUCCGCUGUGUUCUUGUAACUUAAGUGUAUGGAGUACUACUUUAGACAUACGUUUCGGUCUAAACACAGUACACCUUUCAGUCAAAUCCUGAAGUGCUUACACAUUUUUAGCCUUUCCACCUUUCCUAGACCUGAAGAAGAGAUCUGUGUAGAUGGAACGCUUGUUUCUUUCACCAACAGAAGUUUGUCCAGUAAAAGAUAUUACCUCACCCACCUUAUCUCUAUUUUAUACAGUCCUUAUUCCGGCAAAAUGGCCAUUGAAGACAAUGGGCCUGAUUCUGAUCUUGAUUGUAAACUAAGAAUAACUUCACUGAAGUCGAUGGGGUCACUCUGUUGCAAAAGCAAUGCAAGUGAGAUCAGAAUCAAACCCAGUUGACGUUUUUCUGCAGUAAAGACUGAGUAGGGACUUCAGGAAUUGUAAUAAGCAUGAAUAUAAAUAUAUUGUGUACUGUAUCUUUAAGAGUUAGAGGCAAAGAUGAGGCAUUUAAUAAAUCGACAGAAUGUAAUUAUAAGACGAUACGGAUAAAAGCUCUCUUUCCCUGUACUCCUGUGCUGUGAAUAAAAAAAUACACAGCAGUAAGAAAGCAGGAGACUUUCACUGAACAUUUUCAUUUUAAGAUUAGAACUAAGUCUCCAGGGAUUCGUUUUUCUUCUGUCAGUCAUCGUUCUACCAGCAACAUAUAAUGUUAAAUACUGAACGGACAGAAACAAAAUGGAUUCAGACUCUAUAUGGAGCUUUUUUUUCAGUAUAAGCACAGCUAUUGUCCUUUAGAUUAAUUGUUUUUAUGCAAUCAAAUAUUUUAGGGUAUGAACUAAGAAAGAUUAAAAAAAUGAGAUGGAAGAGUCAAUUCAGGGUGAAGUGAUCGAUUCAGACCUAAGCUUAUCUAGCUUACACAAAAAUGUACACACUGGUCAAACAAUUAUUUUUAAAUUUUAAAAUAUUUAAUCAUUCAUUUGUAGAAAAAGAGGGGAAAACCUACAAUGUAUAUGACUGCUUUCUGGUUACACAAACAUAUACAGGUGAAUUUAGAUGAAACCCUAAAUUCAGCAACUCUGGACUGUUGGUUUAAAUAUGAGUAAUUAUUAUUUUGCUUCCACUUUACACAAUGCUAAGGUUACUUAUUAAUUUUUAUCAGUCGAAUUUCAAAAUGUUUUAAGAGGCAUGAUUAUUUUAAAUAAUGCUUUUGUGUAGUCAAUUGUUUUCACGCAUGUUCUUAUUUCUGUGUUUGACAUGUAUUCAUAUAUGGGUUCUGUAUGUCUCAGAAUGUUGUUGUAGGCACCAGAGAAGCUAUUCUGCAUUAGUAGGGAUUCAUUCUGAACUCAGCAUUCUCAUAGAAUCCUAAAGUACCCGAGAAAAUUGAGUCCAGUGGUACUCGUCUUAAAAAGCCAUAGCGCACAUGGGAAAACCUUAAAAAAUCCAUUUUUAUUAAAUCUCCAUUGAAUCAAUCAGCAGUAUUUGCUCUGCAAAUAUUAUUGAAGACACGAGGAUGUUUCAGUAGACACAUCUCCUAAUAGGUGGUGAUGCUUCGACUGAAAUCUUUCAAUAUUUUGGUGAUGCCCUCAAAGAUAAUAAAGAAAAUCUGCAGAGUGACACACAUGAGGAUUUAUUGAAGUGUUUAUAAAAUAUUUCCAUUUUGAAAGCUUGCCUGUUUGUGGCAGUGGUUCUGUGUGACUCUUCUCUCACAGAGAGACAAGGAAAAUCAUCCUUGGAAAGUUCUCCCAUGAGCACUGCCAUUUAUGCAGAUUUUAAAUGGGGAUAGGAAAAAGGACUUGGAUUUAAAGAAAAAAAUCAAUGUUUUUUGAGGUUUGGAAAAUUUUGGUUAACUUUUUUUUUAUUCCCCAUUGCAUCAAUCACUGCGCUUCCUUAUUCUGUUUAGACCAUGAAUAGAAGUGCCAAAUACUUGAAGAGCGAGAUUAGUUGUUCUCAUGGUAUUUCCUGUCCAACACGAAAUAGGAAGUAUUGGAAAUCUCACAAGUCAAACUAUUUUUGUGACGUUUCCAAACUCAUUUUGUAGACUCAAUUUGUUUAGAUGGUGUCCAUAAGGGAAUCAGACCUUUUGGUGCUCAGCUGAACCUAAUUUACAAACCUUUUGAGAGUCACGCAUUACAAAUUCGGAAUAUAUUCAAUAAAAUAUCUGACAUUAUUAUUGAAAAAUUAUAUUGCCUGACUGUGCUGCAGAGUUUGGAAAGCCUUACUUACCAUUACACAGUGCAGGUGCCAAGUAGUGAUGAGUUGGCACCUUCAGAAAUGAAACCGAGUGGAUGAAGUCCGUUGCAGUGUCACUUUCCUUAGCUAAACUCUGCUAAAUACUAUGGAAGACAGAUUAUUUUAAUACCACUGAUGACCACAAAAUAAAUAUUAGUACACAUUAACGUACAUAUGUAUUUAAGUAGCUAAUGUUGUUACAAGUGUCAUUAUCAUUAAACCAGUUUAUGUUGAAAAUCCUGGAGGAUAAGAGAAAUGAGAGUGUUUGUUCCAACAUUGGGCUGGGUAAGAAUGGUUUUGUGUUGUGCCCAUAUUCAUUCCCUGUACAGAUGCAUAGCAUUUACUGAUUUAUUUGACAGCAGAGGUCCCUAGAGGAAUUUACAUGAAAUGUAUUGAUUAAAUAGGAUGUUAAAGGCCUGAUCCAAAGCCCAUUGAAAGGAAUGGGCUCCUUUGACUUUAAUAAACUUUGUAUAGGAACCUAAACAAUUAUCCUAGAGGUUAAAAAUGUGAAUCUGGCAUACGUUUUUGGUAGAAAUUGGCUCAAAUUGAAACCUUAGAUCCAAACCAUCCAAAAUCUGGGAAGGUUCUAAUCCAGAUCUGAACUUUAUAGCUCAGUCUCUCUCUACUUUUACUGCUUAUACUGUAUAUAUAAGCAGUAAAAUAAAUAAAUGAAUAAAUAAAAAGUGUUAUUUAAAAUGUCAGUUUCAUGCACUGUAUGACUUUGGCCAGGGACACUAAAAUAAAAAUAUGAUGUGCCAGGGUCUGACUUAAGUUACACUAACAUAAAUCCGGAGCUAUUCUUGAUUUCAGUACAGUUAUUCAGGAAUUACUGGUGUAACUAUGAUCAGUAUUUGACCCUAUAUCUUUUAAAGGUAGUGCUUAAGUAAUAAUUUAAGAAAAAGAGUAAUUUCAUUGUCAAGUGAAAUGUCUUUUUUCAUUCUUAAAGACAGGGUAUUUUAAAAAGAGGGUAAUUGAUGUUUAUUUGUAAUCAAUAUUAUAUUUUACAUAUUAAUGUAGAUGAUAUUUGUGAAAUAAAUAUGUAAAUAUUUA